This is a messenger RNA of Erinaceus europaeus (western European hedgehog), 4273 nucleotides long. It is a transcript of the gene SENP1, whose product is annotated as SUMO specific peptidase 1. Bases 278 to 2218 code for a protein of 646 amino acids. Lineage: Eukaryota; Metazoa; Chordata; Mammalia; Eulipotyphla; Erinaceidae. The record is from RefSeq and is a predicted model, not a curated record. Gene Ontology annotation, cellular component: nucleus. Gene Ontology annotation, biological process: protein desumoylation. Gene Ontology annotation, molecular function: deSUMOylase activity. The transcript has 19 exons.
GGUUGUCGGCACCGGCGCUGCCCCGGGAAGGACCCGACCGGACUCCUCGCGGUCGCCGCGCCGGCAGUGUGUGUGUCUGUGUGUCCGUCCCCCGGCUUAUCUGGUCGGCGGUACAGCUCCUGUAUCACUCUCAGCUUCUCUCUUUACAUCUGUCUCAAUGCAGAGAAUUUGAAUUCUGGGAACCAGGCUUUUGAAUUGUCAUUUUUCUUGGGGCUGGAGGAAUAACUCACCAGAAUUGUGUAUCUUGACUAAGGUCAGUGAUGUGAAGAGACCUGACAUGGAUGAUAUUGCUGAUAGAAUGAGGAUGGAUGCUGGAGAAGUGACUUUAAUGAACCACAACUCCAUGUUCAAGCCCCAUCUUCUGUCACAGAUGGGUUUUCCAAAGGACCAGCUUCAACUUUCUGACCACCAGAUUUCGCCUUCCAGGCGAGGCAAUUCGGACACACCUUUUACAUGUGCCACGAGAAGUACGGCUUCCCAUCCAAACUACUACUCAGACAACCCUUCCUCAGACAGUUUCCUUGGCUCAGGAGACCUACGAUCCUUCGGCCAGAGUGCAAAUGGCCAGUGGAGAAAUUCCACUCCUGUGUCAGGUUCAACUUUACAAAAAUCCAGAAAUAGCCGAAGUCUUUACCUGGAAACUCGAAAGACCUCAAGUGGAUUGUCAAACACAUUUAUGGGAAAGUCCAACCAUCACUGCCACGCGUCUGCAUAUGAAAAGUCGUUCCCUAUUAAACCUAUUCCAAGUCCGUCAUGGAGUGGUUCUUUUCGUCGAAACCAUUUGAGUCCCAAGAAAACUCAGAGGCGACAUGUUAGCACAGCAGAAGAGACCGUUCAAGAAGAAGAAAAAGAAAUUUACAGACAGCUGCUCCAGAUGGUCACCGGGAAGCAGUUUGCUGUAGCCAAGCCCACAACGCAUUUCCCUUUACACCUGUCUCGAUGUCUUAGUGUGGGUAAAACUACUUUGAAAGAGCCCCUGUUUAAAAAUGGAAAUUCUUGUGCCGCUCAGCUCACCGGCUCUGACACUUCAUCGUCUGGAUCUGCCAGCAUUGUGACUGCCAGCGAGCAGCUGUGUCAUAGUGUGUUCUCCUUAGCGUCUGGCACCCCCGAUGCUGCUGCUGUGUUUACAUCCAAAGAUUCUGAUCCUCUCCGUCAGUCCCAGCAUUCCCACUCUCUAACAAGUCAACCAGAUAACUUACCGGCUUCGAAUACACCAUCUGAAGGCUCAGACUCGGUGAUUUUACUCACAGUGAAAGAUUCCCAGACUCCAACUCCCAGUCCCAAUUUUUUCCAAGCAGAACUGUGGAUCAAAGAACUAACUAGUGUUUAUGAUUCUCGAGCACGAGAAAGAUUACGCCAGAUUGAAGAGCAGAAAGCACUGGCAUUGCAGCUUCAAAAUCAGAGAUUGCAGGAACAGGAGCAUUCAGUACAUGAUUCCGUGGAACUGCAUCUUCGUGUUCCUCUUGAGAAAGAGAUCCCUGUCACAAUCAGCCGGGAAGCAGAGAAAAAAGGUCACAAGCUGAGUGCUAGUGGAGAUGAAUUUCCUGAAAUCACAGAGGAAAUGGAGAAAGAAAUAAAGAACGUGUUUCGCAAUGGGAAUCAAGACGAAGUUCUGAGUGAAGCGUUCCGCUUGACCAUUACACGCAAGGAUAUCCAGACUCUCAACCAUCUGAACUGGCUCAAUGAUGAGAUCAUCAACUUCUACAUGAAUAUGCUGAUGGAGCGAAGCAAAGAGAAGGGGCUGCCGAGUGUGCACGCAUUCAACACCUUUUUUUUCACUAAGUUAAAAACAGCUGGUUACCAGGCGGUGAAGCGUUGGACAAAGAAAGCGGAUGUGUUUUCUGUUGACAUCCUCCUGGUGCCCAUCCACCUGGGAGUGCAUUGGUGUCUUGCUGUUGUGGACUUCAGAAAGAAGACUAUUACCUAUUACGACUCUAUGGGCGGGCUAAACAAUGAAGCCUGCAGGAUCCUCUUGCAAUACCUAAAACAAGAAAGUAUUGACAAGAAAAGGAAAGAGUUUGACACCAAUGGCUGGCAGCUCUUCAGCAAGAAAAGUCAGGAAAUUCCACAGCAGAUGAAUGGAAGUGACUGUGGAAUGUUUGCCUGCAAAUACGCUGACUGUAUUACCAAAGACAGACCAAUCAACUUCACACAGCAACACAUGCCGUACUUCCGGAAGCGGAUGGCGUGGGAGAUCCUCCACAGAAAGCUCUUGUGAAGACUGACUCGACCAACAGACGUGAACCUAGUGGGGGACCAGCUCUUUGUCACCUGUAGCCAGAGACCUUGGAAACAGCUUCUCCCAGUCCUCUGUUCUUGUAAAGCGCUUGAUUCUGGACCAGGCCCUGGCGAGAUGCAUUCACAAGCACAUCUGCCUUUCCUUUUGUAUCUCAGAUACUAUUUUUGCAAAGAAAUUUUGGUGCUGUGAAAGGGGUGAGGGACAUCCCUAAGCUGAAGAGAAAGACUGCUUUUUCACUUCUUCAGUUCUGCCAUCUUGUUUUCCAAGGGCUCCAGCCUCGCUCAGUCCCUAAUUAGAGUACUGAGAGAAGCUUAGAAGGAUUUUUGGUUUCAUAUAAACUCAUGUUGUUAGGCCUUACUAAGGAGACAGGAAAGGGCCUGGGCAAAAGAUAAAGAUAAAAACCACCAGCAUACACACACACACACACACACACACACACACACGAUUUUCAAGAUAUAUAGUCAGUAAAGUGACUAUAAACUGGACUUAAACAGAGGCUUUGGCCUCUGCCCCAGGACUUUUCCUACUUAUACGCGCCCUGUGUGAAAUUCAUCUGCUGCUCUACAAGGCUGUCAUGUCAUCUGUGGCUUUCUCCCAUCCUGAGGCAUGACACAUGAGCCUUGGGUGGACCCCAAAGUCCUAGGCAGCCCUUUCUUUAACAGUGAGGGUUUGCCUGUGCUCACAACACACUAUAUAGGGAAACCCCACCCAUGGAGCAGGUUCAUGGGGCUGCUGCCUAGGUUCUGACCAAGAAGAAGGACCUCAGUCUCUAGCAUAAAAUUCUAGUAUUGGAUGAAUGCAGGUCUCGUUUGGUCUGUGGCUAGUUAGUUUAAAUGUGUUUCUAACCACAGAGAAUUUAAUAUAUAUAUAUAUACAUAUAUAUAUACACAUAUAUAUAUUUCACAGGAAUAUACUUUUUUCCUUUAGACUGAAUGUGUUCAUGUUUUUAGCCUGUAGAUUUAUUUUCAUUUUCCAAAAUUAACUCUAGCACACACAGAUCCCAGCCCCUAUGUGUCGGGUGUUUGUGGACUUCCUCACAGAGUAUUUUGAGGCCUGGAUGAACUUGGACUUAGGGGUAGAGGUUACAGAGGGAGGUGAUUAUUUUUUCAACUGGAAAACGGGUGGAAUUUGGACUGAUGAACUUGAGAUUUAAAAUCUUCUAUUCCUUUUGUCUUUUCUAGCAUCUCCCCUCCUCCUUCCUACCUAAGAGCUCCUUGAGCUAGAUAGUGAAAUAAUCCAAUGCCAGUGUCAUUUUGUACUUAAGUUCCAAAGUAGGAACAUUUUAUACUUUUUUCUGUAUUGCAAUAGAUAGUUUUGUAUGAAACCUUUUCUCCCCUGUACCCCACCCUUUCCAGCAUUGUGCUUUUUCCCCUGGACUUAUUUGACAAUUUUACUCUGUUUUAUACCAAGCUUGUUUAGUACAUUUUUCUAUGUUUUACCACAGGUUACAAUUUGAAAAGAAAACUAUUUUUUUUAAAUACCCCAUUGUUACCUGAAUGUUACUGUUUCCACUCCAGCAACUAGAUGCCCUACCUUUUUCAUAACUGCCUGACUUCAAAGGGAAAUUCACCUUUUGUUUUCUUCUUUUCUUUACUUUUUCUUUCUUCUUUUUUGGGGGAGUGGGGUGGGAGGGUGGGGGCAUUUUCUAUAGGAAAUAAAUAGCUUUCUAUGUAUGUGUUCCCGGAACCCUUCACAUCUCUCCUUGAAAACUGACUGCAGCCUCAGUGUAGGACUUCUGAACAGCCAGUCAGUGCCAGUGUUCUUCAGUGACAGCUUGCAAGGUGGCACGGUGUGGUCUAGAUGUGGACUGUGGCUCAAAGACCUGGAUUCUCCAGAGUCUCUUGCUGUUGUCUAGGGAACUCAGAACACUGUAGUUCUUUGUAUGUAUUGUAUGUCUUUUUAGACAACACCUGUCUUACCUGCCUCACAAAUCUUUUGUACAGACCAAAGCAACAAAUAUUUAUUGCCAUGUACAGCAGAAAAUGAGACAUGCAACAAAAGCACUUUGAAAAAAUAUAUUUAAGAAAUCGUUUA